UAUUAAUACCUGGUUGUAAUAUUCAGCGGUUGGUAGUAUUAAGAAUGUGUCCACAUGAAUUUUGGUAUACCUGCCGCAUGCAUUGGUACCGCUAUCGUUUGUUGCGUCCAUCGCACGUCUUCAAUUCCCCUCUCUACUUCCGCACAUCGCGAUACUUCCGUUGCUUGCCCGAUAAGCAGUGCGCACUUCAUGCACCGAAAAAUGCAGCCAGAUGUAGCCGCGGUAUCAUCGCAACCAUAUUGCCAUUAAUUCCUGUCUCCUGUUUAUUUACGCAGCCUGCCAAAAUGGUCUGGAUUACCGCCGACGAUAAGAUGGCUGGGACGCCGAACACUCAAGCGUUGUAUGCGCAAACCCAGUUGGAUCACAUGUGUGCCCUAGAUAUUGAAAGUCGUGCAUCUUUCGUUCGACUUUCGGGAAUUAUUUGCACGAUCGGACCCGUUUCGAGGUCCGUUGAAACCCUCGAGAAGAUGAUCGACACGGGUAUGAAUAUCGCACGAAUGAAUUUCUCUCAUGGAUCGCAUGAAUACCAUGCUGAAACGAUUAGCAAUGUCAGAGCAGCGCAGAAGAACUUUUCUACUAGUAGGGGCAUUAACACUCCUGUGGCGAUCGCUCUGGACACGAAGGGCCCUGAAAUUCGUACAGGACUUCUGGAAGGCGGCGGGUCCGCUGAGGUUGAAUUAACUAAGGGUCAAACUUUCAAAUUGACCACCGAUAAAUCGUACAUGGAAAAGGGUAACCAGAACUUAGUUUUUGUGGAUUAUGAAAAUAUUUCCAAAGUAUUGAAGGUUGGAAAUCGUGUCUUUGUCGAUGAUGGCUUGAUUUCUCUCAUCGUUACCGCAGUCAAUCCUGAUCACGUUAUGACUACCGUUGAGAACGGUGGGAUGCUAGGUUCCCGCAAGGGUGUUAAUUUACCUGGUGUACCAGUGGAUCUGCCAGCUGUCUCUGAAAAAGAUAAGGCUGAUCUAAAGUUUGGUGUUGAACAAGAAGUUGAUAUGAUCUUUGCUUCCUUUAUAAGAAACGCUGCAGCUUUGGCCGAAAUUCGGUCGAUUCUUGGCGAGAAGGGAAAGAAUAUUAAAAUAAUAUCCAAGAUUGAAAAUCAACAGGGCAUGACAAAUCUCGAUGAAAUUAUCGAUGCCUCUGAUGGUAUCAUGGUUGCACGUGGUGAUCUUGGUAUUGAGAUACCACCGGAAAAAGUAUUCCUAGCUCAGAAAUGCAUGAUCAGUAGAUGCAACAAAGUUGGUAAACCAGUAAUCUGUGCCACGCAGAUGCUUGAGUCUAUGGUGAAGAAACCACGCGCAACUCGAGCAGAAACAUCUGAUGUUGCGAAUGCCAUUCUCGAUGGUGCAGAUUGCGUCAUGUUAUCGGGUGAAACUGCCAAAGGAGACUAUCCAUUGGAAUGUGUGCGUACAAUGGCUAACAUUUGCAAGGAAGCAGAAGCUGCUAUCUGGCAAACACAGAUAUUCCAUGAUCUUUCAAACAAAGCUAUUCCUCCAAUCGAUGCUACACAUGGUGUUGCCAUUGCUGCUGUAGAAGCAUCUGUGAAGUGUUUAGCUAGCGCUAUUAUAGUAAUUACGACUAGCGGUCGGUCUGCACAUCUAAUUGCAAAAUAUAGACCACGCUGCCCAAUUAUUGCAGUGACCAGGUUCCAUCAAGUUGCACGGCAAGCACAUCUUUAUCGUGGAAUUUUACCACUUUACUAUGAAGGUGCGCCUUUGUCUGAUUGGGUGAAAGAUGUGGACGUACGCGUUCAAUGUGGAUUAAACUUUGGCAAAGGUCGUGGUUUCGUUAAAACAGGAGAUUCAGUCGUCGUUGUCACUGGAUGGAAACAAGGCUCGGGAUAUACGAAUACAUUUCGUGUUGUGAAUGUUGACUAAAUACAACUAGCUGGUCUAUAAGAAGAAAAAUGGAUUCAAUGAAUGUAGAUGUUAAAAUUCCGAAUGUAUGUAACUUACACACAUAUGUAUGAUGAGCUUAGUAAAUUCUUUGAAAAGCUUAAAAUCUACCUACAGAUGCCAGUAGCUACAGUAUUAUAUUAUUGACCUUGUGAAGUACCUACUACCUAUGUAAUACAGUAUAGGAAAACAUAAUAUACGUAUACAUACACAUUACAGUAAUAAACAGUAAAGUAAACAUUUAUUCGAAUCAGUAAAUUAUUAAAACUUUCAUUAUUAACAAUUUGACGACUAUAUUCUGGAUUCUCUAAUUUCUGUAUGAAGAUAAAUAAAAAAAUGUAUUUUAUUUUAA
This is a messenger RNA of Dufourea novaeangliae, 2244 nucleotides long. Its product is annotated as pyruvate kinase-like. NCBI's taxonomy places the organism in Eukaryota, Metazoa, Arthropoda, Insecta, Hymenoptera, Halictidae. Gene Ontology annotation, molecular function: potassium ion binding; magnesium ion binding; pyruvate kinase activity. Gene Ontology annotation, cellular component: cytoplasm. Gene Ontology annotation, biological process: glycolytic process. The coding region runs from base 45 to 1874 and encodes 609 amino acids. The record is from RefSeq and is a predicted model, not a curated record. The transcript is spliced from 8 exons.